AUGGAAUCUGUCUCCCGCAUCGCGUCCAUGAUGGACCCUGCGCGAGAUUUGACCGUCGAAGCCGCUCAGGCGUUGGGGCUCGCGAAGGGCCUCGGGGGAGGAGGGUCAUCCGGCCGAACCAUCCCCUUUGCAAAGCUGAAGGCUCUCCUCGACAGUCGGAGUGACCGUGAUCUCCUCGAUGGUCUGAGGAAGGUUGUCUCUAUGAUCUAUCAGAACAAACCAUGUCUGCCAUAUUUCUCGUCAGUCGUCAAGAACGUCGCCAAUCCAAAUCUUGAGAUCAAGAAGCUCGUCUACAUCUACCUUCUCCACUAUGCCGAAGCCGACCCUGACCUGGCUCUUCUUUCCGUCAACGCCAUCCAGAAAUCCCUUAGUGACCAGAACCCACAGGUCCGCGCUCUCGCCCUACGCACCAUGUCAGGAAUGAGAGUCCCGGUCAUCAGUCAAAUCGUCUCACUGGCCAUCAAGCGAGGGGUUGGUGAUAUGAGUCCCCACGUGCGAAAAGCAGCUGCCCUCGCAAUUCCGAAAUGUUACAACUUGGACCCAAACACGCUACCUCAAUUGCUCGAUUAUCUUUCCACGCUAUUGGGCGACAGGCAGUAUUUCGUGGUCGGACCCGCCGUCCAAGCCUUUCUGGAGAUCUGUCCCGAUCGUAUCGAUCUCAUCCACAAGCAUUACAAAAGCCUGGUCAAGAAACUUGUUGACAUGGAUGAGUGGAGUCAGCUGGCCACCUUGAGGCUUCUGCUCUUCUACUGCCGACGAUGUUUCCCACAAAGGACCCGCAGAGUUACCAAAGUUAACAAGAAGGGGUUCUACGACGACGAGCCUGACGAGACGGUGGAGACAAAUGAGGUUGUCCAGAUCUUAGAUCCCGACUUGGAGCUCUUCCUCAACGCCUGUAAACCUCUGCUUCGGAGUCGAAGUUCGGCGGUUGUUGCGUCUGUCACAAGCUGUUUCUUGUACCUGGGCACGUCCGAAUACCUCCAGGAGGCAGUCGGGCCCUUGGUUGGUCUUAUGCGUGGGCCUCCUGAAGUGGAGGAAGUGGCUCUGUGCAAUAUUGUGCUGGUGUCAUUGUCAGCGCCAGACCUGUUCGUUCCUUAUGCAUCCCAUUUCUUCAUUCGAGCGCACGAUCCGCCGCAAAUAUGGAGGUUGAAGAUUGAACUGCUGACCCUGAUAUUCCCGCAUGCGGCGUUACAUCUCAAAUCCAUCAUCCUAAGCGAACUUGAGCACUUCUCUCACGGUUCCGACAUCGAACUCAUUCGUGAGUCUGUGCGAGCAAUUGGGCGAUGUGCACAAUCCGAUCCCAUCAACGCUCACCAAUGUUUCCGGGUUUUGCUCAACCAGAUAUCUAGCUUCGACAAUAUUUUGGUGUCCGAGGUCCUUACCGUGGUGCGCCAUCUUAUUCAACAAGAACCCGCCUCCCACCGGAAGACCGUGGUGCGAUUGGCAAGAAACUUGGACAGAACCUCCAGCCCAGAAGCGCGAGCUACAAUCAUCUGGUUGGUGGGCGAAUUUGCGAGCCUCGACCCUGAGAACAACAUCGCACCGGAUGUGUUGCGGAUCUUGGCCAAAGGGUUUGCUGAUGAGAGCGAACCUGCAAAGCAACAGAUUGUCCUGCUCGCUGCCAAGGUGUAUUUGUUGUUUUUGCAAAGGGAGGGCGCUACAUCUCCAGACAAAAACAAUGAUGCUAGAAAGAUGGGGGAUAUUGAAGAUGAGUCUUCUCGGAAUUCCACUCUCGUCGAUCAUCCAAUCUCCAAGUUGUGGAAUUACGUGCAGCUCCUCGCCCGAUAUGACGUAUCAUACGACCUGCGUGAUCGGGCUAGGCUGUUCAAGGCGCUCCUUGCCAAUCCGCAGUCUACUCAACUUGCUGCUCUCCUUCUACUUGCUCCCAAACCAGUGCCUCACUCACCGUCGCCAUCCGAGAGUCGGAAAGGAUUGGUAUUGGGGAGCACUACCUUGGUCCUUGGAAAAGAUGUUGCAGGCAUUCUCGGGCUGCCUGGCUACCGAGAACUGCCUGACUGGGUGGAAGCUGGACACGAGCCAGACCCGAAGCUGAGAGAUGCGGUGGAUGGUGGGGAAAAGGAAGAAUAUGUUUCACUCGGGGCGAGAAAGGGGACGACAGUGGCCGCGAGCCGAAGACUGGAUGAGGCGGUCAAAGAGCAGGGGCUGGAGAAGGUUGUCGCCGCAGGCUCGACCAAGGCGCACUCGAAGCAAAGGACUCUGGAUGACUGGCUCGCCGAGAGCGGAGAGGAAGAGGAAGAGACAGAGACAGAGACGGAGGAGGAAACGGACAGCGAAGAGAUUGAGGAAGAAGAAAGCGAGGACGCCGAGACAGGUGAAGAGGAGAGCGAGGAGGAGGAGGAGGAGGAGGAGGAGGAAGAAGAAGAAGAGACGGCGAUGAGGCAAGGGCUGAUGAGCAAAGCAUAG
Messenger RNA from Capronia coronata CBS 617.96, 2424 nucleotides. RefSeq lists its product as uncharacterized. The record is from RefSeq and is a predicted model, not a curated record. Gene Ontology annotation, cellular component: AP-3 adaptor complex; membrane coat. Gene Ontology annotation, biological process: intracellular protein transport; vesicle-mediated transport. The coding region runs from base 1 to 2424 and encodes 807 amino acids. The transcript is spliced from 3 exons. NCBI's taxonomy places the organism in Eukaryota, Fungi, Ascomycota, Eurotiomycetes, Chaetothyriales, Herpotrichiellaceae.